Messenger RNA from Dermacentor andersoni, 3465 nucleotides. The record is from RefSeq and is a predicted model, not a curated record. NCBI's taxonomy places the organism in Eukaryota, Metazoa, Arthropoda, Arachnida, Ixodida, Ixodidae.
UUCAGCACAUCAAUGCAACAAAGCCAACACAGUUUGAGUUGGCUGGAUUAGCAGAGCUCUAAAUGUUAGGGUCACUCAUUUUCACAUUGAAAAACCCAGCUCAUUUUGACGUAGAAAAUUUAACAGUAAUUUGGCAAGCCUUACUUCAUUUGCUUUUCCUCAUCUUUCUUCAGCCUUUAAAAAUGUAGUUAUUUAAUGUUUUAGUGCAAAAGUGACAAAGGCUAUGGUAAAAAUAUAGCCGCAAGUAACGAAUAAAAAUACACUGUCAUGAUAUGUGACGCACGAAGGUAUAAAGAAAAUUUAGAAGCACAGUGUUGUGGGCUACAAGGUGAUUCAUAGGGGUGAGAUAAUCGUGAAGAGGUAGUGCAAGAAGUAUUUAAGUAUGACUAUUCUUUGUAAUUCGAAGUUUAUUGAUAAUUUAUUUAACAUUACCCCUUAUUCCAUAAAUAAUUUCUUGUAAGGAAUACAACAAUAUCCAAAACAGUGUUCUAUACAAAAAAGUGUAAAUUUCUUACGUUUUGGUAUUCUCACCUUUAAAGAACGUGCAAACAUAACAUGGCCAAUGUAUUUGACUCUACCAUAUGCAAUUGUCUUUUGAUAAAUAGGUAAACAACAUUAAAUCAAAUGUUUUUCUUAUAUAUGCACAUUGAUGAGACGUGCUUUUUGCAGGUGUCUCUAGAGCACGUGAGGACGGCCUGCGAAAUUGAUGCGGGACAUAAACAAAAACUUCUACCUCACCUCAGACUGCGAGAUUUGGACCCGAACAACUAUGAAAAGAUGAAUGUGGCAUCUGCACAUGCCCUUCUGCACCAUGCCACUGCCGCAGCCUUACGGUACCUUGUGGAAAAGGGUCACCUACCGAAGGAAGCACUCACAACAGCAUUUUUCUUCGGUGAAAUUUUUAAGUGGUUUUCUAUCAUGACUUCUAGGACCAAGAAAACAGCCCUAAGUGAUCUCAAUGCACAAAAAGCGGACGAAGCAAAAACAUUCCUGGAAGGUUUUGUUGUCAUGUUCACUGGCUUGAAUAUCAUUGAAAAAACAGGAAAAUCAUCUUGGAAGCCUGUCCAGACCGGAGCUGUACUGUCAACGCUAUGCGCCUUAAAAUUGAGGCAGUGUUACAUUGUUGAGCAGAAGUUCAAAUUUCUGUUGUUGAGCAGGCUCAGCCAGGAUGCACUGGAGAACUUAUUUAGUACAAUUCGGCUAAAAGCACCUGUUCCUCGUGCCAGGGAGUUUAAGACCACUUUCAGAAUAAUUGUGCUUGAACAGUUUUCGCAGCCCAGCCGAAAUGGCUCUUAUACAAUCGAUGAGUCACACGAUCUAUUAACAUUCCUUAAAGAAAAAAAAAAAGAAAUUGUACCAGAGUCAACAAUCGAUGAUGUUGUGGAGACAAGCUUUGAAGGUGUCAUUGAACUUUGCCAAGAAGAGGAGGAUAGCCUAGAAUAUUUCGCUGGGUAUGUUGCAUAUGCUCUAAAGCACAAGUACACCCUUUGCAGGCUCUGUCACAGCAGCAUUAUUGACGAUAACAAGCAGGUUCCUGAACUCGUAGCACUAAAGUCCUAUGUGACACAAGGAAGGAAUCCAUUAAAGGUCCCUUCAGACAGCCUUCUUGAGCUACUUCAUUUCUGUGAGCAACUGUUUCGCAUCAAUGCGACCCGCCUCCUAGACUCUAAAUGUACCUUGGAGAGUUCAAAGGAGGCUGCUCAAGAAAGAUGUGAUUCAUUUUUGAAAUUCCCAUCAUGUCAUAGUGUUGCUGAAAAGGCGGUGCGACACUUCUUUCUUUGCAGGCUUCGCUUUGCUUUAAAGCAAAAAAAUACUCACCUUGCUUCAAAGAUGCGUCAAGCUGGCAAAUGUGCUUCUAAGAGCAUUGGAAUGCGCAUUCUGAGCGAAAAUGUCACUUGAGCUUUUCAUUAUUAAUCUGACAUAUUUGAGCUAUUGUGUGCAUAACUUUAGAAGGGUGAGCACAGUUCUGGUUUGUCAACCAUUAUUUCACUGUAGGCUUUUUGUUUGCCCAUGUGCAUUUCCACAGCAAGAAGCUGUUAGCCAGUAACAAGUUCAAUUUAAUGUGACUAUCUUGUAUGUGAAAACUUUUAAAACAAAUAGUUGUCAAUGCACCGAGCAAAGAGAAAAUGAAAGCACUUCAUAAAGUUUUAAGGGUAGAAAAGUGCACCUCAACAGAGUAAGUAAACUUGAUGCAUAAUACAGCUUUUUAUUGCGACUGAAAGAGUGGACUGAAAAGACUGAAACAGUGCCUUAUACUUACAGCUCACUUUGUGGGGCUCAUGAGGCUGGUAUAGAUACAAAUAUUGAGAUAGGCAGCACAGGAUUAUCCUGAAUAAGAACAGUGGGCAAAUGCAUUUUCUAGCGCCUAGUGCCCAAGCUCAAGGGUUUCUUUUCAUCUUCCUUACGCUAUGCAGACUUGUCCUUAUGCCAAUGAAAUAUUAUGUGCUAACUAGGGUUCUGGCUAUCAAAAGUGAUAGUUGUUUCUCCAAAGUUUGUUAAAGAUUUCUUACAGCGAUGCUUGUCAUAACUUAUUGUCUUGAAUGUGCCUACCCAGGGUUAUAAAUACAUUUUGUCCGUGAACAAAUUGUCAUGCAAGCUGGCAUACGCCCUUUUUAAUUCAGCCAUAGGAGUAAAUGCUUCAGCCAAGCAAACUAGCUGGAUGCACACUGAUACUAUUGUGAGAGUGUUGUUGCUAACAAGUCUGGGCUUCUUGACUUUUUGAAUGCACCCUUCAGAGUUUAAAAUUGAAAUGGAUAAUAUGUACCUCCCUCGUCAACCGCAAUUUCUGAAGAGCUAGGACAUCUUUGCACAAAGCACACAAAGGAACAAGGACAAAAUAGGUGCUAAGUUGGCAUAUGCAUAUUUAGCUCUCUAGCUGUGAUAAUUGUAAUAUAUUCCUUCUCCGUGUGAAGUUUUGAGAACAGUAAAAUUGAUUCUAGUCAAUUUAUUGUCUUGAAGUGCAUAGGCUUAUUUAUUUUGUUAAUUGCUGCCAUAGAAGCUAAGCCGGAAUUGUAUGUGUGCUAGCUUGUGAGCAUCAUGUAUCAGCCAGUGGAACAAAAACUUGUCGUUAAAUUAAACAUGCUGGAAAUCUACGUUGUGCUUUGAUGAAUGCUGUUUCCUCGAGAGUGGAGUGAAUGCACUGUUGAAUGACGUAAAAUUUCCUUGCCUCUGAUGCGAUAGGUCACAAAGCUUUGUAACCUGCCUUUUUGGCCAAAGCCUGCUUCAGUGCUUUCAUUUACUUCAUACAGUGUCUUCAACUACUGGCUUUUCUCUGAGUGGUAAGAGAUCAAGAAAAAUGUGUUGUCAUAUUACAGUCUGCACUGUGUGAAUAAUUACUCUGCAAGUUUGCCAUCUUGAUGUGAUUAGUGCAAUAAAAAUAACCUGUUGUUACUCUUAAUAGCUUGUUGCCUUUCCAGUUUCUUUGAAUUCUGCCCCCAAGGUUCCAAAAACCAGCACACUUGGCCU